GGCGAUUUGUCGAGUAGUAUAUCCCGGUCGACCUGUUGCGAUUGCUCUUGACACGAAAGGGCCCGAAAUCCGAACGGGUCUCAUGCGUGACAAUAAUGAGCUUCCAAUCAGCGCUGGCCAUGAGAUGAUCUUCAGCACAGAUGAAAAAUAUGCUGAGACUUGUGAUUUGAAUGUAAUGUAUGUCGAUUACAAGAAUAUUACCAAAGUUAUCGAAGUAGGAAAAAAUAUAUAUGUGGAUGAUGGUGUUCUUUCGUUUAAAGUAUUAGAGGUUCAUGAUGAUUUUGUCAAAGUUCGUGCCAUCAAUAAUGGAAAACUUUGUAGUAAAAAAGGUGUAAAUUUACCUGAUACAGAUGUGGAUUUACCAGCUGUAUCUGAAAAAGAUAAAAAUGAUUUAUUAUUUGGUGUAAAAAAUGAAGUGGAUAUGGUUUUCGCUUCUUUUAUUCGUCAAAGUCAAGAUAUUAAAGAUAUUCGAAAAAUUCUUGGUGAAGAUGGAUGUGGAAUCAAAAUUAUUGCAAAGAUCGAAAAUCAACAAGGUGUCAACAAUUUUGAUGAAAUUUUAAAGGAAGCUGAUGGUAUUAUGGUUGCUCGUGGUGAUCUUGGUAUCGAGAUUCCUCCAUCUCAAGUUUUUGUUGCACAAAAAAUGAUGAUUGCUAAAUGCAAUCUUGCCGGUAAACCAGUAGUAUGUGCAACACAAAUGUUGGAGUCUAUGACAUAUAACCCAAGACCAACACGUGCAGAAGUUAGUGACGUUGCAAAUGCUGUAUUGGAUGGUGCAGAUUGUGUUAUGUUAUCUGGUGAAACUGCGAAAGGAUCUUAUCCUAUCGAAGCCGUAAAAAUGAUGCAUGAAACAUGUAUCACAGCUGAAUCGGCUAUUUGUUAUCCACCUCUCUUUCAUCAGCUGCGUGCCCUUACUCCUUUACCAUUGGAAACGGCUGAAGCUGUUGCUUGUGCUGCAGUUACCGCUGCAAAUGAGACACAUGCAGGUUGUAUUCUUGUCUUAUCCACGUCAGGAAAUACUGCACGUUUAAUCUCUAAAUAUAAGCCUCGUUGUCCGAUCGUUACUGUCACGAGAAAUGCCAAAACUGCAAGGCAAAUUCAUCUUUACCGAGGUUGUUACCCUUUCAUAUAUGAAAAGCCUAGAACUGAUGAAACCAAUGAAACACGUUGGCAGGAAGAUGUUGAAAAUAGAAUUCAAUGGGGGAUGAGUCUUGCUGUUACGCAUAAGAUACUUGAAAGUGGUGAACCGGUUAUUGCCAUUCAAGGCUGGAAAUACGAUCGAAUAUCCUUAAAAAAACAUUGUUCCUUAAAAGUAUUUGAUCCACGCGGUGCUUCAUAUGAUAGUAAUAAAGCUGCUUAUGUGUACAAACCAUCUAGUUAUACCAGUGCCGUUCAUUUAAGAUGA
Messenger RNA from Racocetra persica, 1402 nucleotides. The record is from the annotation of a GenBank genome assembly. NCBI's taxonomy places the organism in Eukaryota, Fungi, Glomeromycota, Glomeromycetes, Diversisporales, Gigasporaceae.